Messenger RNA from Cooperia oncophora, 435 nucleotides. NCBI's taxonomy places the organism in Eukaryota, Metazoa, Nematoda, Chromadorea, Rhabditida, Trichostrongylidae. The record is from the annotation of a GenBank genome assembly.
AUGUCCAGUUUUGUUCACUGCAUGGUUUGUUUUGCUUUCCCAGCCGCUGACUUGAAGUUUUAUUUAUCCACUUGUGGUCAUGUCGCUUGCCUGAAAUGUGUCCAGAAAGGAGCCAUGACCCUACGGUGCAAAGUUUGUCAGAAGAACAACCCGCAGGUUUUGGAAAUAAACAGGAACCUCAAACCGGAGCUUCGUCAGUUAUUCGCACCUCUAGAGGAUUUUUCGACAAUCGUUCGCGAAGUAACUCGUGUUGCUGAUUUUCAAAAUGGCCACAGGAUGAGAGUAAUGAGGCAUCUACAAAGCAAGGUGGGAAAUGAUUCACCCGCUUUCAAUAGUAGGCCGUUCUUACCCACCCAACAUAAUGGUUGUUGCCAUCUGAAUGCCAGUCAACUGGCAACAGCUUUUUAUUACGCACCUAGUGUGAGCUUACAUUAG